CCUUUGUGCGCCUGCGCGCUCGCGCUCCCGCCCUCGCAGCGCUCGGCUGAGUCAGUCAGUCUGUCGGAGUCUGUCCUCGGAGCAGGAGGAGAGAAGGGGCUUUCGAGAGCCAGCUGCCCGAUUAUUUUCUUUCCCCUCCCUCUCUCCCGUCCCAUACCUCUCUUACCCCUCUCCUGCCUUUGCUUGCGCAGCCAUGGCGGAGCCGUCGGCGGCCACUCAGUCCCCAUCCGUCUCCUCCUCGUCCUCCGGGGCCGAACCCUCGGCGCCCGGCGGUGGGAGCCCUGGAGCCUGCCCCGCCCUGGGGGCGAAGAGCUGCGGCUCCUCGUGUGCGGUGCACGAUCUGAUUUUCUGGCGAGAUGUGAAGAAGACUGGGUUUGUCUUUGGCACCACACUGAUCAUGCUGCUCUCCCUGGCAGCUUUCAGUGUCAUCAGUGUGGUUUCUUACCUCAUCCUGGCUCUUCUCUCUGUCACCAUCAGCUUCAGAGUGUACAAGUCUGUCAUCCAAGCUGUACAGAAAUCAGAAGAGGGCCAUCCAUUCAAAGCCUACCUGGAUGUAGACAUUACUCUGUCCUCAGAAGCUUUCCAUAAUUACGUGAAUGCUGCCAUGGUGCACAUCAACAGAGCCCUGAAACUCAUUAUUCGUCUCUUUCUGGUGGAAGAUUUGGUUGACUCCUUGAAGCUGGCUGUUUUCAUGUGGCUGAUGACCUAUGUUGGUGCCGUUUUCAAUGGAAUCACCCUUCUGAUUCUCGCCGAACUGCUCAUUUUCAGUGUCCCCAUUGUCUAUGAGAAGUACAAGACCCAGAUUGAUCACUAUGUUGGCAUUGCCCGCGAUCAGACCAAGUCAAUUGUUGAAAAGAUACAAGCAAAACUCCCUGGAAUCGCAAAAAAAAAGGCAGAAUAAGUACAUGGGAACCAGAAAUGCAACAGCUACUAAAACACCACUUAAUAGUUAUAACGUUUUACUUGUACUAUGAAGGAACGUGCUCGGUGUCAGCUCGAGCUUGCAUUCCAAGCUUCUUUUUCUUAAUUUGGUGUUUUCUCCCCUCCUUUCCCUUUACCCUCAGUAUCAAGCACAAGAAUUGUUGGACUAAAAAAAAGAACUGAUUAUCUUAGAACCCAAAAGAAUAAAGAGAGAGUCAAAUUAAUAGGAUAAAUCAGUACCUUAAUGGUGGUGGAGCUUUUACUUGUAGCUUGAAAGGGGAGAGAUUGGAGGUCAAGGAGAAAAUGAAAGAUAAAGCACUGCUCUUGGACUCUGCUGUCCAGUUCUCAAGGACUAGUCUUAUGCAGCUUCCUAUCAGAGUUUUACCCUUAUUUUUAAGUUAAGAAAUAAUGAUUAACUUAUGAGGAAAUUAUCUGGGGACAAGAGUGGGAUUCCUUCCUGUGGGUUUUUUGGCAGCCUUCUGAUCCCAUCUUCCUGCCCCACAACGUGAGCAGCUAUUCCUAUGGUUUCUCUUCACGUAAUGAUAAAACUUCCAACUGUAUGAACAACCUGUAGAUGAUAGUGAGAGUUAUUGAUUCCUGGAAUGCCAUCUGGGAACCAAGGAUGGACAUGGAAGGUGGGGCUGGGAUGACCCUUCCCUCCCACUCACCCCUAGGAAAGGAAAGUCUCUGCCAUUUGGGAGGGUGGCAUCUAUGUCAUUUCUUGUGGGCACCAGUUCUGAGCUUUAGUUUGAGGACUCAUUCCUGAGUGUGCUUCUUCUUCCCUCUUCCCUGCCCACCUCACCUCGAGUUUUAAUAAAUAUGGUUGUACUUUUCUUAUUAUGAAAUAAAUGUCUGUAACUGCUGUA
This is a messenger RNA of Nyctereutes procyonoides (raccoon dog), 1787 nucleotides long. RefSeq names its product reticulon 3 (gene RTN3). Gene Ontology annotation, biological process: neuron differentiation; endoplasmic reticulum tubular network formation; brain development. The coding region runs from base 194 to 901 and encodes 235 amino acids. The record is from RefSeq and is a predicted model, not a curated record. Lineage: Eukaryota; Metazoa; Chordata; Mammalia; Carnivora; Canidae. Gene Ontology annotation, cellular component: neuron projection; postsynaptic density. The transcript is spliced from 7 exons.